GUUUAAAGAACCAAAAACCUAACCAAACUUUUAAUGUUUUGUGAUGCCUACUAAAAUUCAAGUACUAACUUUUAAAACAAGGAAAAUUCUAGCUUUAAGUUACUAGUUCAAGCUCCUAACAUGUCCGUAGCACAGUUGGCAGGUAGCGAAGCCUCAAACGACUCGAGCAAAACUUUCGUCUUCCAAAAUGAGGGCCACACGUUAGGAAAUGCAUUGCGAGGCAUCAUUUCCAGCUAUCCAGACGUUCAAUUUUGCGGCUACACAGUGCCACAUCCGGCUGAAAAUAAAAUGCACUUUCGUAUUCAAAUGUAUCAAGGCAAAGCAGUAGAUGCGUUAAAGCGAGGCCUAAAUGAUAUUACCAAAGUGUGCGACGUUAUCCUAGACAAGUUUGAUCAAGAGUUUACUAGUUUUAAUGAAAAUAAAGUCGAAGUUCAAUAG
Messenger RNA from Ceutorhynchus assimilis (cabbage seed weevil), 438 nucleotides. Lineage: Eukaryota; Metazoa; Arthropoda; Insecta; Coleoptera; Curculionidae. The record is from the annotation of a GenBank genome assembly.